Molecule: messenger RNA, 2226 nt
Organism: Doryrhamphus excisus (bluestripe pipefish)
Lineage: Eukaryota; Metazoa; Chordata; Actinopteri; Syngnathiformes; Syngnathidae
Gene: klhl30
Product: kelch-like family member 30
Molecular function (GO): protein binding
Source: RefSeq, a predicted model, not a curated record
UGUCACAGCAGCUGCAGGUUGUUUGGAAUCUGACUUCAGUCUGGCGUCACGGUCAGAGCCCCCCCAAAAAUAGCUCCAGUGACUUGGCACAUGCUUCCCUUCUACAUGUUGCCGCAAACAACAGCCGUGUGCCGCAGGAUGAGCCGCCGUUCCUCGGUGAAGGACGUGUUUCUGUGGAAGGAUUUGUUUGUGUUUUUUCUCCAAGUCUAGCUGAGGAUGGUGCGCAAUGUGGACGAUCUGGACUUCUGCCUGUCCUCGCACGCUCAGAGCAUCCUAGAGGGCCUGCGCUCGCUCUGCUCUCAGCCCAAACUGGUGGACGUGACGCUGAGCGCUGGCGGACGGGACUUCCCGUGCCACCGCGGCGUGCUGGCCCUCUGCAGUUCCUACUUCCGCUGCAUGUUCUCGGGCGACUUUGUGGAGAGCAUCGCAGCGCGUGUGGAGCUUCAGGAUGUGGACCCAGACAUUCUAGGCUGCUUGCUGGACUUUGCCUACACAGGCAAGCUGACCAUCAACCAGAGCAAUGUGGAGGGUCUCAUCCAAACCUCCAGUCGGCUGCAGUUCCAGACGGUGCGAGCCGUGUGCAGCCGAUACCUCCAACACCAAAUCGACGCCACCAACUGUCUUGGAAUCUUGGAGUUUGGAGAGAUCCACGGCUGCCCUGAGGUGAUGGCCAAAGCGCGGGCUUUUCUGCUGGAGAACUUUGAGGCCGUUCAGCAAGGAGAGGAGUUCCUCCUGCAGGAGAAAGAGCGGCUUGUGACCUGCCUGCGUGACGAGGGACUUCAAGUCCGCUCCGAGUGCGCCCGUGUGGAGGCCAUCCUCAAAUGGGUCGGUCACUGCAAGGAGUCUCGGCUCUGCCACCUCCCAGAACUUCUGAGCCUGUGCCGUCUGGCCCUGCUCAGCCUGGACUACCUCGGGGGGAGUCUGCUGCAGGACGGGCUGGUGCAGGCAUCCGCGAGCUGCAGGGAGGUUGUGGAGAAAGUUCACAUGGAGAAAAUGCAUUUGGUCCCAGAGUGCACAGGUCGAGCCAACACGUCAGCAAGUCCACAGGCCAACCUGCAGGAAGUGCUGUUUGUCAUGGGGGGUCGUUCCCUGGACGACGACUCCGACGACGAUGACGACACGGAAGAAGACAACGAGCAAAGUCGUAGAGAGAGUAGAGCGCAGCCCAGGAACUGCGCCUUCUACAACACCAAAACAAAACAGUGGCACGAGCUCCCAAACUUCCCCAACCCCAACAAGUGGGGCUUCUCCAUGGUGUCGCUCAACAAUGACGUCUACGUCACAGGAGGUUCGCGGGGUUCCAACACCAACACCUGGUCCACCACAGAGACCUGGAGGUACAUCACAAAGGAGGGGAGGUGGGUCACCGUGGCGCCGAUGAUCCGACCUCGCACCAACCACUCCUCGGUGGCACUCAACGGGGAGAUUUACGUCAUCGGAGGUACAACGUCAGACCGCGUGGAGGUGGAGCAUUAUGACCCGUACCACAACACCUGGGCCUCCACGUGUCCCGCCUUAAAGUACGUGACCAACUUCACCGCCGCAGCGUGCCAGGGGAAGCUCUAUGUGAUUGGCUCCUGCGCUGUCAAGUACAACGCCUUGACCAUGCAGUGCUACAACCCCGUCAUAGACAGCUGGAUGAGCAUCUGCUCGCCGUUCAUCCCCAAAUAUCUAUCGUCUCCUCGAUCUGUGUGCGUGGAGGGAAUCAUCUAUCUGCUGGCAGACAACACAAAGAAGGUCUACUGUUAUGACCCGGAUGCCAACAUGUGGCAGAAGAUCCAACUUCUGCACACGCUCCAUGAGAACGGUGGCCUGGUCACCCUAGAUGGGAGGCUCUUUGUGACCGGCGGCCACUGGAAGGGCAUGGAGGGUGACUACGGGGUGGAGGUGGAGGUGUACAACCGGGCUUGCGACACCUGGGAGGUGGAGAGCUUCCUUCCCAGACUCUGGUUCUACAGCGGCCUCUCCACCAUCUUCCUUGACCCCACCCACUGGCCUGAGAUCUUCCCCGCAGAUGCCACGUAGUUCGCGGCACGUGGUCAAACCGUGGGUUUGCUGAAUGUUCCUGCCGGGAUAGCCUAGAAUAGCCGUCACAUGAUUAGCGGGUCCUCUCUGAUGUUAGAACUAUUUGGUGCUACUGAAUGUGAACUAGUGUGCAGACUACUAAAUGUGUGAUAUGUUUUUUUUUUAAUUAGGAAUGUAAAAAUAUAAAAAGUGUUAAAAUCG